CAAACGUAUCUUUGGUGCCCAAUCGCUCGGCUGCAUCUACAACCUAGGCAUGUGUGCGCUGCACAUAUCUUUCCGUUCAAUACCAGGGAGAGCAGUGCCGAAUAUAUCUUCGACCCGUCAGAUGCUUUGGUACAAGAUAACCACUUGAUGGACCCGCGAAACAAGCUACUGAUUUCGAAGGAAUUUGAAGAAUUACUCGGCUCGGCUCAAAUCGCAACUGUCCCAGCUGAUAAUGGGAGUAUUGACCCUGAAACCGGGAAACAGGUGAUCUUGGAUGAGGCUUCCGGGGGAAUGGUUCUCAAAGUGGUUGUCCUUGAUAUGUCCUUCACCGGCCUUCCUACCUUACCGAGGGGAAACGUCCUAAAUAAAAAUCUUGACGGAAGGAUCCUCGAAUUCCAGAACGACUUCCGUCCAUGGAUGAGAUACCUCCGGUAUCUCGCAUUGAGCAAUAUCGCACGGCGUCUACGACUUGAUGUCCCGACUGGAGGAAUGUUCGGGCUCGCCUGGGCACAAAGAUGUGGGGCUCACCUGGAGAAUGGGUAA
Periconia digitata is the source of this 543-nucleotide messenger RNA. Lineage: Eukaryota; Fungi; Ascomycota; Dothideomycetes; Pleosporales; Periconiaceae. The record is from the annotation of a GenBank genome assembly.